AUGGAUAGAACUCAAACGUUUAUUAAAGACUGUCUUUUCACGAAAUGCCUGGAGGACCCUGAAAAGCCCUUUAAUGAAAAUAGAUUUCAAGAUACGUUGUUGCUACUGCCAACUGAUGGCGGAUUGACUUCAAGGCUUCAGAGACAGCAAAGAAAAUCAAAGCUAAAUCUUGACAAUUUACAAAAGGUCUCCCAGUUAGAGAGUGCAGACAAACAGUUGGAAAAAAGAGAUUACCAAAGAAUCAACAAGAACUCUAAAAUCGCAUUAAGAGAGUACAUCAAUAAUUGUAAAAAAAAUACAAAAAAAUGUCUGAAAUUGGCAUACGAAAAUAAAAUUACUGAUAAGGAAGACCUUUUACACUACAUAGAGGAGAAGCAUCCAACGAUAUACGAAUCAUUACCGCAGUACGUUGAUUUUGUACCGAUGUAUAAGGAACUAUGGAUUAACUAUAUUAAAGAACUUUUGAACAUUACAAAAAACUUAAAAACAUUCAAUGGAUCAUUAGCAUUAUUAAAACUAUCUAUGGCAGACUAUAAUGGUGCGCUGUUACGCGUUACAAAGAGCAAAAAUAAGACUUUAAUAGGCCUUCAAGGCAUUGUGAUCUGGGACUCUCAGAAAUUUUUUAUCAUGAUUGUCAAGGGCAAUAUAAUAGACGAAAUAAAAUGCAUUCCAAAAAAGGGCACAGUAUUUCAAUUUGAAAUCCCAAUAUCAGAUGACGACGAUUCGGCAUUGAGAUAUAGUAUACUAGGCGAUAGGUUCAAGUACAGAAGUGUGGAUCGUGCAGGCAGGAAGUUCAAAAGUCGUCGUUGUGAUGAUAUGCUAUAUUAUAUACAGAAUUAG
Messenger RNA from Saccharomyces cerevisiae S288C, 840 nucleotides. It is a transcript of the gene POP4, whose product is annotated as RNase P/RNase MRP complex subunit. Bases 1 to 840 code for a protein of 279 amino acids. The record is from RefSeq and is marked reviewed. Gene Ontology annotation, biological process: RNA processing; tRNA processing; tRNA 5'-leader removal. Gene Ontology annotation, molecular function: ribonuclease P RNA binding; RNA binding. Lineage: Eukaryota; Fungi; Ascomycota; Saccharomycetes; Saccharomycetales; Saccharomycetaceae. Gene Ontology annotation, cellular component: nucleus; ribonuclease P complex; ribonuclease MRP complex. The transcript has a single exon.